Molecule: messenger RNA, 479 nt
Organism: Vespula pensylvanica (western yellowjacket)
Lineage: Eukaryota; Metazoa; Arthropoda; Insecta; Hymenoptera; Vespidae
Product: longitudinals lacking protein, isoforms A/B/D/L-like
Exons: 2
Coding region: 71-412 (113 amino acids)
Source: RefSeq, a predicted model, not a curated record
UGUAAAUAGAAUAAAAAAGAGACUGAAAAAGAAAAAAAAAAAAGGAAAGAGAGAGAAAGAGAAAGAAGCUAUGCAAAAUUUGGAGUUGUCGACUGGGGUAUAUCGAUCUGACAGCAAUGAAAGGAGUCCAGAUGACGUUAUCGGUGUUAGCGAUGGUAAUACACGGUACGGACAAACGCUACAACUUGGUGCUUAUCAUCCUUGUCCAACAUGCAAUCGAACGUUCAAGCGAAAGAACAGUCUCAAUAAGCAUCUACUUUAUGCUUGUGGUCAAUAUCCAAGAUUCAAGUGUCCGUAUUGUUGGUAUCGUUGUAAGUUACGUAGUAACGUUUACAGACACGUCAGGACGAGUCAUAAGAAACGCGAGGUCUAUGCGACGGACGUUAUCAAGAAUCGUGAUUACAGACCUUAAAAAGGGGAGGGAUGGGGUAGGAUAAUUUUUUCGUUUUUCUCUUUUUAAUUUCUUUUUCUUUUUCUUU